ACACACACCCCAGCCAGCACGUGAGACUGAAUGGAGGAAGACGCCCAAGCAGAACAAGUUUGGAAAUGCCAAAUCUGCGGUCGACACUAGAGUUUACAGCGCGCCACGUACAGCCAAUCAGUUGGUUGGAGUCAGUCAGGCAGGCUCUGUCCGAGUUGUUUGGAGCUCAGUGAGAUAAACUGUGCGUAAAAUCCACCUGCCAGACGCAACAGCGCAGCGGUGCCAUGGCAUGCAGGACUCAUCGAGCAAAGUCCACUCUUAUACACACAGAAUAACUGCUAUUUAUAUACGGAUGCCGUCUGUUGUACUGCGAUGGCAGAUUUCCCAAAACUGAUAAUGUGAAGCAGGAUGAUCGGUCCGUCCUCUCCUCUCCAUCCACUCAGUUGCGCCGAGGAACGAUGCUAAGCAAAUCAACGGGAGGAUUUUCUUCUACAGCCACCAAACUGCCUAAUAUUGUUUGGACUCCACCUUUCGAUCCACUCAACAUUUGAACCAACCCUGAAGUCAUGGAGAGCCUCAGUGAGCUACAAAACCCCUUGUUGGACAAAACUAGCCGACAUGUAGUCCAGAAUGACUACCAGGGUUACCAGUGUGACUACCCGACCCACCCUUAUCAAGACAGUCUAAUUGGCUUUUACUACACAGGAACCAGUGGCAAGCAUAAGACUCAGCAGUUCUUGGAUGCAGAGUCUCUUCAUCUAGCAGUGGAGGCCUUCUACAGACCUAACUUCAUCCUGUUCAAGGAUGACAUCAGCCUUCACAGCAAGGAUUCAAAAAGUGAGAGCUUUGAGACCACGUUCACAGAGAAUAAGGAUGCUGUGUCAGAUGGAGUUUCAACAGAAAAUACGGGGGAUCAAACACAAGGAGAGAAGGAUGUAAAGAUCCAGACUGUGUCAUAUGAAGUGGAGGAGGAGCAAGGUCCUGAGUAUGAGAGUGACAGCUCCAGUGACAGUGAGAGUGAGGACAACUUCAUCGUGCUGCCCCCUCGGGACUAUUUGGGUCUGGCCAUCUUCUCCAUGCUCUGCUGUUUCUGGCCCUUGGGCAUCAUUGCCUUUUACUACUCUCACAAGACUGGCAAGGCCAUUGCUAAGGGAGACUUCUCCAGAGCAGGCAUGAGCUCCAGAAGAGCCCUAUUCCUGGCUGCACUGUCCAUUACCAUUGGAACAGGGAUGUAUGUGGGGGUAGUUGUUGCCCUCAUAGCUUACCUGUCCAAGCCUGGACAUGUAUAGCACUGGGACCAAUUGCUUGGAGGGAAAUAGAGGAAAAGAGGAAGAAUACAAGAGGAAGGAAAAAACCUGGACAGAUAUCUUUGCCUCUCAUUAAUGUGUGUGACUGCAGAUGUCUAGCUUGCUGCGAAGAGAUGUCUGCACAGCUAAACCAGAGAGAGAGUAGAGGGCAAAAGUAUUAUGUGUGGAUGGAGUAUCACUUUAACCACAUAUUGAUCUAGACAGAAUCUUUAUUUCUGGUAUUCAGUGCUUACACCAGAGUAUUCUACAAGAGGAAGAUGCUGUACUUCUGUAUAAAAAUGAACUCAUAGCAGUAAGAAACUACCUACCUUUUUUCACAUUAGUCAUUAAUAUCUUUCUUGAGCUUUACAAUAGGUGUUUUUUCUCUCCAUAAUAUUGCACAUUGUUUCUUAAAAAAAACUUGUAUAUAAAUUUCUUGGAAAAACAGUCUGCCAAUUAUUAUGUAAUUAUUUAUUGAAAAAACUAACUUGAAAGUGAUCCAGUCAAUAAGAAAUAAGAUGACCUCUGACAGAAAAGACAAAGCUGCUUAGCAGUGGACAUGAGGAUUAUUGUUGUCUAUUGUAUACUGUACAUCUAGUAAAUAAAUAUAUUUGGCAUGAGCAAUGAAACUCUUUACCAUCCUUUACAUUCCUUUGUUUGUUGUCUUUUUUAGAGGUCUGUUGUA
Messenger RNA from Melanotaenia boesemani (Boeseman's rainbowfish), 1911 nucleotides. RefSeq names its product synapse differentiation-inducing gene protein 1-like. NCBI's taxonomy places the organism in Eukaryota, Metazoa, Chordata, Actinopteri, Atheriniformes, Melanotaeniidae. The transcript is spliced from 4 exons. The record is from RefSeq and is a predicted model, not a curated record. The coding region runs from base 507 to 1229 and encodes 240 amino acids. Gene Ontology annotation, cellular component: intracellular membrane-bounded organelle; membrane.